AUGGCCAAGCCAAGGCCUGUUUUGGCCACUUACAUACGAACUCCAAAAACCCCAGCCGCAGCCCAUCAGACUGGCCCCCAUCAGACAGACUAUGGCAAUAUGGUUAUGAAAACAAACCUGAGUGGGGUUAAGGUUGUUGAAAGUAUAAUAAUAAUUGUGUCCACUGUCCAAAUUCAGUUAUUCAAAUGUUUACUACAAUUUUGCAUUUUAAUCGUGGCUACUUUGGCACAAAUUCAACACAAGGCUGUUUUACAAAAUGAUGCCUACGAACAAACAUUAUCAAACGAUUUCAAGAAUCCAUUUUAUAAAACAGCAAGAAUAAAUGCUGCACUUAAACAAUCCAGUUGGUUAGGACCUGGAGAAGAAUUGGUGUACGAAAGACAAGCUGAAAAGAUUCCACGUUCUCAAAUCUAUUCUGUUCUAUCGCACGCUGGACUGAUCCCACGGAGUAGACAACAAAAACGAAGUUUACGUUAUCAAAGAUUGGUUUAA
Messenger RNA from Episyrphus balteatus (marmalade hoverfly), 492 nucleotides. RefSeq lists its product as uncharacterized. Bases 1 to 492 code for a protein of 163 amino acids. The record is from RefSeq and is a predicted model, not a curated record. The transcript is spliced from 3 exons. Lineage: Eukaryota; Metazoa; Arthropoda; Insecta; Diptera; Syrphidae.